GCUGCUGCACUGCGCCUCCAGCUUCCCGCCCGGAGGUUCAUCUUAUGGUCCUGGUCCCGGUCCGGCCUGCAGUCUCGCUAGCUCCGUUUGGUUUCGUUCAGCCCUUUCUGCUGCCCACGGGUCACACGCGGUGAGGAAGCUUCCUCCUCUUCUUCAUCUCACGAAAUCCGGUAUGCAAAUCCUCCAAACAGGUCCAUCUCUGAACUUUGAUGCUGUCUGACCCGCCCGGUACCGGCCUGUCUGUGCGAGACCAGCCGGACCCGAGUAUAGAACCACCGACCCCAGAGUGAGCGCAGAGUGGGCCGGAGUGAGCGGGUGGUUCGGUUCUGUUAAAUAUGUGACUCUGCACGCAGGAGCGCAGCCGCAGUUCUGCGUGACGCUCCCACCGCAGCCCUGAGGAGCUGAAGCAGGUGGAAAAGAUCUGGACUUCAUCAGAACAUUUGGAGAUGUGCGCCGACACGGAGAGGACGUCCACCUGAUCCAUGCAGCGUCCGGUCUGUAACGUUCCCCACCUUCACUCUUUUGAUUUAUUUCGGAUUUAUUUAUAAAUUCAGUGUAGGGAGUUUUGGACGGAGUCUGGCGUGAGGACGGAGCUGUUCUGAAUGAAGAGUCCUGCUGACCCCUAACAGACUCCGCGGGGAAUAAAAGAGUUAAACUGGUGCUUUUGACGCGCUCUGGCUGCUGUUUCUCCGCAUUGGGCUCAUUCUGUUUGGAAAGCGUCCCGUUAACGGUGUGUACUUUGGGAUGUUACGGAGGAUUUUUCUGAAUACGUCGCAGUUUUGGGGGUUCUGUGAGCGCCGAACCGCAGACCGUACCGUGAGUGUUGGUUCGGGAUCUCUGGCGCCCUGCUUCGUGCGCAAAUGAACACGUUCAUGAUCUUUUAUCAGACUUUUGAACGGAGUCUGGAGUGACGUUCAGCUCGAGCCGGGAUCUCCUUGGAAACGGUUAGUGACAGCCCCGCCGCCCCCGUCCCCUCAUCAGGGAUGGUCGGAGCUGAUAUCCUCCGCCUGCUCCUCUCCGCCUGUUCCCCCUCUAACAGCCAGAUGUUCCCCGGCAGGAUGGCUCUGAGCCCGGCCGGCGUGCUGUGCGGCCCGCUGGAGGAGCUGCAGGAGCUCGCCUUCAUCGAGAGGCCAAUCCGCAGGAGCCUGAAGACUGCAGAGGAGAUCGAUCAGCUGACUGUGGACGAAGACCUGAAUGACAUCGAGAGAGCUGUAUACCUACUCAGUGUGGGUCAGGAGGUGCAGAGAGUCAGCGUCAUCAGUAACCUGCCAAGUCUCGUCCGACAGAAUCCAGCUGAGACCUUUCGUCGGGUUGUACCAAAAGUUCGGGUAACCUGUCCUGUCUGUGUGACCCAGGAGGUUCUGAAUGGAGCUGGAGCUGAAAUCCAGCUGGCUGCAGCAGCGUCAUUUUUAACCAUCCUGCAGGAUGACAUCAUCCUGAUCCACACCCACACCUACUCCAUCCUGAAGAUUGUCCUGCUGCACCUGAACCACAGAGACAUAGUGGUGAGCAACGGCUGGUUGGAAACUCUGCUACUGGCCAUCAACGCUCUGCCCAAGGAGACUAUCAAACAAGAGGUGCUGAACCCUCUCCUGUAUCAGUCUCAGCUGUCUCACUCUCCUCAGGCUCGGCUGGCCAGCUGCCGCAUUUUAGGGAAAGUUGCCUGCAAGUUUGAUUCUCACAUAGUGAAGAAGGAGCUGCUGCCUUUGGCUCGUUCUUUAUGUCAGGACCUGGAGUUCGAGGUCCGAGCCUGUAUGUGCCGCCAGCUGGAGAACAUUGCCAGAGCCACUGGGGUGGAUGACACCAGGACAGAGCUCCUCCCUGAUCUGGUGGAACUUGCUGGAGAUGAAGACAGCAGUGUCCGCCUUGCUGCCUUUGAUACCAUUAUCAACCUAAUGGAGAUGAUGGACAGUGAUGACCAACUCCAUGUUGUUGUUCCUUUGGUGAUGGCAGUGUGUGAUGCUUCACUGCAGGAGGACAAAGCAAUCAUGGCUUCUUUGUCGUUUCAGUUUGGGAAGCUCUGCAGUGGAUUGGCAGGCUCACUGUCAGACGAGCAGAAGAGUCGCUUACUGCAGAAGUUUAAGGAGCUGUGUGUCACCGGACUGCAGACUGAUGGAAACCAGGUUGAUACCAGCAACGAGUCCACACUGAUCCGCUGCAAUUGCUGCUACAACCUGCCGGCCAUGGUGGUGUUUGCAGACACAGCUCACUUCCUGUUGGAGCUCUAUCCUUCUUUCUCUAGUCUUUGUAGUGACCCAGAGGUCAGCGUCCGGCGCAGUGCAGCAGCCAGUUUCCACCAGGUGGUGAAGUUGCUUGGUUCAAACAUCCAGGUGGUCCACAAAGAGCUUCUGUGUCUGCUUCAGGAUGAUGCCCUGGAGGUGCUGGAUGCUCUGAUGAAUCACGUGGAGGAAACUCUGGAGACAGUUCUGUCACGAGGAGAGAACCUGACGCUGGACAACAAGCUCCCAGAACUGAUGGCAGUGCUGCUCUUAGCAGAACAGAAGGUUGGAUGUUCUCUACGUUGGCGACUACAUGAAAAGUUGCUGCAGCGCUACAGCUGCCUGGCAAGAUUGCUGCCUGGCGAGCUGCUACAUCAGAGCUUCUCCCCUCGCAUCUUCAUUAUCCUCACCACCAAUAAAGUGUUGCCCGUACAGAAGGCAGCAGCUCGGACAUUCUGCACAUUCCUGCGCUACAACCGCAAACAGGAGCAGCGUCAGGAGAUGAUGGAGCGACUGAUACAAGAUCUGGCUCAGGGACGCAGCUACUGGAACCGUCUGAGAUUCCUCGAUGUUUGUGAAACUGCCACCGAGGUUUUUUCCAGAAAAUACUUCAACAAACACUUCUUGAUCCCAGCGCUGGAACUGGUCCAUGACCCAGUCGCCAAUGUCAGGUACAAGCUGUGUCAGUUGCUGCCCAGGUUGCGUUCAUCACUCCAUCUGCCAGCUGACAAACAGCUGCUGCAGAAACUUGACUUCUGCGUCCAGAAGCUUCUCUGCAAAGAAAAAGACAAAGAUGUGGUGGCCAUGAUCCGCAAGACAGUGUUGGAACUGGACAAACUGGACCUGUCAGAACCUUUUCACAAGAGGCAGGAGAGGGACCUGCUGGAUCAGAAGAAAGAGAAGGAGGAGACGCUGUUGCUGGAGAUGCUGGAGAGGCAGCAGAAUGAAGGGAAACCAAACUCUGACAAACACACAGAGAGAAAACGAAGAGACAGCAAAACCAGUCUGUCUGCCACCAAGUCCAUGUCCAUGUCUUCAUCUGCAGGUGGCUCAUCCUCCUAUGGUAAAGAGACAAGGAAGGCGAAGCUGUCACGGAGUCGGUCCCUCACCAGUCAGCCGACGACGUCCAAACCUGUGACCUCAGACAGAUCUCUGAAGGUCAAAGAGCUGAGCAGUACGUCUGGAUCCGGGAAGGCCUCCAUGUUGUCCAGCAAAGAUGACUCUUUGAGGACAUCUCACUUCAGCAUGGGAGCUCAGUCUGCCUCCUCCAUGCCGAUCCUGAUCCGUAGCAACACCACAAGCCUCCUGGACAGGGCCGGUACACUGGACCAGAGAGACCACAGGGCCAAUACACUGGACUACAGAACUGGUAACAUAGAUCACAGGAACAAUAUAAUGGACCACAGGACCAAUACCUUGGAACAGAGAGACCACAGGGCCAUUGCCAAUGACCAGAGAGACCACAGGAGCAGUGCUUUGGAGCAGCGCAGUAAAACAAUGGACCGGGGGUGCAGGGGGAAGGAAGGGCAGUCCAGGAAGCUGUCGAUAAACAGGAAGUCAAACUCUUUCAGCGUCCAAUCGGGACGAGACUGAAGAUGAUGAUAUCAUACCUCCCCAAGGCCACGAGCCAGUCAGUAUUCAGGGAGGAGUUUCCAUUCAGCUUCAGGACAUUACCCAGAAUGCACCAGGACCUCAUCAGAGACAGUAGAGUCUGAUUCUACCUGUAUCUACUGAGCACUGU
This is a messenger RNA of Archocentrus centrarchus (flier cichlid), 3960 nucleotides long. It is a transcript of the gene ppp4r4, whose product is annotated as protein phosphatase 4, regulatory subunit 4. NCBI's taxonomy places the organism in Eukaryota, Metazoa, Chordata, Actinopteri, Cichliformes, Cichlidae. Gene Ontology annotation, molecular function: protein phosphatase regulator activity; protein binding. The record is from RefSeq and is a predicted model, not a curated record. The coding region runs from base 984 to 3812 and encodes 942 amino acids. The transcript is spliced from 25 exons. Gene Ontology annotation, cellular component: cytosol; protein serine/threonine phosphatase complex.